AUGAAGCGAUUCGUUAUUUCAGAAACAAGCCAGCAUCAAAUCAAAGCAGCCAGCUAUCUCGGUUCACAAAGUCAAAACAUUUCUCUUGUCAAGUCAGGAAUGCCUUUUUCUAGUCUUUUGACCGAGAAGAAAAAUAGCAGCAUUACCACGAUGCUCAACAAUCCAAGGCUCUUAAAUGCAGCAAAUCCGGAAAUGAUCGAGAUGCUGUGCUCCAGCCUCAAGAAAGAUCCAAAGCUGAACAUCUUGUGUGCCAUGAUACAUUACUUGACAGGUUUGCACGCCCCAAGCACUGCUCACAUCGAACAGGGAACGAGCAACUUUACAGAAGGGCUGCCUUCAACUGAUCGUUUGAGCACGACACCAGGCAUUUCUCAAUCAGAGAAGCAUACUAUUGCCGAACACUGUUUCAAAUACAACACAAUUGGGGAGAUCUUGGAUGCUCUGGAUAAAGAAGGAUCCCACUCUUCACUAGCUGAAAAGGAAAGAUUCUUUUGGGUUCAGCAGCGAAGCUUACCUUGGAGCUUUUGCGUAGAGCAUCUCAUUUAUCAUUCAAAAAUUGUGUUUUAUUGGAACAAAAAUUAUGGACUCUCGAAAUAG
Molecule: messenger RNA, 597 nt
Organism: Mucor velutinosus
Lineage: Eukaryota; Fungi; Mucoromycota; Mucoromycetes; Mucorales; Mucoraceae
Exons: 5
Coding region: 1-597 (198 amino acids)
Source: RefSeq, a predicted model, not a curated record